Molecule: messenger RNA, 1200 nt
Organism: Jaminaea rosea
Lineage: Eukaryota; Fungi; Basidiomycota; Exobasidiomycetes; Microstromatales
Exons: 1
Coding region: 70-1002 (310 amino acids)
Biological process (GO): tRNA 5'-leader removal; rRNA processing
Cellular component (GO): ribonuclease P complex; ribonuclease MRP complex
Molecular function (GO): ribonuclease P RNA binding
Source: RefSeq, a predicted model, not a curated record
CUUCCGUUCCCACCACUCACUCACUCACUCACCCUCCGCCCUCAUACCACCACCGCCAGCUAAUGAACGAUGCAGCUCGACGAUGAUGAGGCGCAGCUUGCCUCAGGCUCAUCAAGCGCACAGCCGUAUGCACAGCAACUCCUCUCUUCGAUCCUACCCUCCUCCACUCCUCGCUCAGAGGUAGCAGAGCACUACGAGACCCGCUUAAAGGACAAGAAGGUCCAGCUAGCCAAUCCAGAUCGACGUCGACCACGCUCGACAGAUGGCAUCGAGAGCAGCGGUGGGGCUCACACGGCGAAGAAGCUCGCAAAGAGGCAGAAGAAGGCGGGUCGCGUCUUGAGGAAGCCGGCAAAGGCGAUGCAGAAAGAGCAGGCGGCGGCAGCAGCAGCAGCAGCAGCUCGAGAAGGCGGCUCACGCCGGCCACCAGCACAUCGCGGCAUCCAGGGUCUCGACGAGGAGAUGAGCUACACUGCUCUGCUCCCGCUACAUCACUUCUGGACCUCAUACAUCCAGCAAUUCCUCAACCUCGUCCGCUCCGACCCAGCUACACAGGAGUGGCUGCCCAACGCCGCUCUCCUCGACAAUACCUCACGCCCGCCGCGAUGGCGCCUCACGGAGAGUGCAAUAGCGAAUGUACAGCAGCAGAUCUGCAAAGCCGAUCUACUCGGCGCGCUCAUGAGGGUGGAGCGAGCGGCGAAUCCCAGCUUGGUUGGGUUGGAGGGACUAGUGGCAAGGGAGACGGAGCAUACCAUUGUGCUUGCGCAUCGUUGCGCAGAGGGGGAAGACGGGGUGCGGUCAAAGAAGGCGAAACGCAUCUUCAAGGUCGUACCCAAGCACAAUGCCGUCUUUGUCGUGAGGGUGCCUCUGCCUGACGUCGGGGAGAAGGUCGGAGGUGGAAGCCCGACGUACCUGGAAAUGCCACUGCAGGGCAAUCAGAUGGAAGGCCAGAUGGUGACUCGCGCAACGAGGAAGUGGAAGCAGAAGAGGACAAUGGAUUUUUGAUGGCGCAAGUCGUCGUGUCGUGUCAUUGUAGAUAUGCGUGUGCAAUAUUGAUACCCUUUUGUCAAGCUCAACUUAAUCCUCAGCAGCAAGCGCCGCCUCAUUCAACCUCUCCGCCUCUCUCAUAUCCCUCUCUGCUCGCAGCUCCUCGACCCUCUCCCUCAACGCUCUACGCUCAUCGUCCAACUCCUUGUACCUCCC